Molecule: messenger RNA, 1424 nt
Organism: Myripristis murdjan (pinecone soldierfish)
Lineage: Eukaryota; Metazoa; Chordata; Actinopteri; Holocentriformes; Holocentridae
Exons: 5
Coding region: 1-1212 (403 amino acids)
Biological process (GO): cilium organization
Cellular component (GO): cilium
Source: RefSeq, a predicted model, not a curated record
AUGGAGCUCUGCCUGGUGGCCCGUCAUCCGUCCGUCACGCCGACAGACGGGCCAGAUGUUUGGACGGACGCUGCGGGGAAACCAGACGUCUGCGGGGGGGCCAGACAGGACUCUGACUGCAGCUUCCAACCGGCUGUUUACAGUCCAAUGAAAUGUAUUAAAGUUGAGAAGCUGGAAUCCCCAAACCCAGCACACUUCAUUAGGAGCGAGGAGAAAGUGCGGACUGUCACCUGCAGGUGUGAGAGAGGAUGUGAAGCCUUCAGGCAAAGAGGAACAGAGGAUGAGGAGGGAGGCGAGGGGAUGAAAAGAAGCCCCGCAGGUCCUCCGGCUUGGAUGUGGGAGGGUUUCUCCGUGGAAACCUACACUCCCAGACGAGUUUGCUCCCGGCAGCGAGGCUCCCGAACCGUCCGCAGGCCCAGACCAGGAGAGCCUGGACAGGACACUCACAUCUUCAUCACCGUAGCGCGUCCAAAGGCGACUGUCCCAAAGCCUUUCAAAAUGACACUGCGUGAGGGCGAGGUGAGGCCGGAUGCGUCCAGCGAGCCGCCAGGAGCCUCUAAUUUCCGAGCCAGGCCGGUUCCCCGAAGCACUCGCCUGCUGCUGUACGGCCAGAUGGUGGAGGAGCGCGAGAGGAGAAGGAGCGCCCUCCACGAGGAGCGGAAAGAGCUGCUGCUCACCACGCAGCGCCCCUUCAGCUUCAGAGCAUCCCAGAGCGAAGAGGCGGGGGGAAAGCCUUGGGACACGGGCCCCGGAGAGGACGUCAUCACGCCACCCAGAGGACGACGCCAGCACACGCAGGAGAGGAAAUACACUUUCCAACCGAGCAUCAACAGGACGGUCCCGGACUUCAGGAGGCUGCAGAGCGCGUUCGAGAGGCGUCUGCAGCAGGUCAGGAGGGCGAUGCGAACCACUCAGCCUGAGCCUUUCAGUUUCUACAAGGAACCGCAAACGGCGAGAGCAACAGAGGAGCAGGAGGCCAGUGAAGGCAGCACGGAGAUCCUGAGAGCAGAUUCAGCAAGAAACAGGGAGAGCUCAAAGAGACUUACCGGGUCCGGGGUGAAACGGAGCCUUAAAGAAAGAGAGGAAGCAGGUGGAGCCGUGCAGGACGUGAGGUCAGAGGAAAGGGUCGCCUGCAGCCCGGCCAGGAAACACAGACAGCACAGCAGCAGGAGCCUCUCUGCAGAGACUCCUUUCCGAGAAAAAUCUGUCUGAGCAGAAGAUGUUUUCGCAGAAUGAACCUUUACAGCUGCAGCUCUGGGGGAUCUCUGCACGCUCGUGAUGUGUUUGUAGGAAAACUCCGGAGCAAGACCAUGCAGACGUUUAAACACAAGUUUUACAAAACAUAAAAUCUUGUAUUCACUUAAAAUGUGACAGUGAUGGUGCUUUAUUUGCUUUUUGUCCAAGAUUUUCAGUCUGAUUGUAAA